AUGGCGUCUAACGACAGUGCUAUCACAAACGUUAUACCCUUUUCCGUGCAUCCUUUGAAUACACGCUCCCCCGAAAUCUCGACGGCGUCGACACGCGCGACAGCUCUCGAUGUCUGUUACUCAGUUUACGGAGAAAGCCCUGUGUCCGCAGAUACAGUGGACAAUUUCUAUGAAGCUAACGCUCGCGAUAUACAUAGGCUAUCGCGCCAGUUGAGCUCCGUAGAUGUGCCGAGACCCUUGGCCGUGAUUUGCACACUCUUUCGUUUGCGGGUUCCAACGUCCAAUGACCUUCUAUUUGAGGCUUUGCGGGUUUGGACUGACGUCGUGGAUAUCUGCGAGAACGAAUCAUUUGAUGGCCACCGUAAAGCAAUUGUUGAACACACCCUUAAUAUUUUGGUCCUUCCGGGGAUCCACCGUGAAGGGUCGAUAUCGCACACUGUCAAUAACUCGACCGACUCCCUCGUAAAUAUACACGGGUCUCCAGUUUUACCCUCACUAUCGCAACCCUUUAUCUCUCCCUCUUUACCUAUCCCUGGGACCUCGUUAGCAUUCCCUUCUCCCCUGCAUUUCAAACUGAGGAUAGUCACUCGGCUGUCCUUCAAUGAACAGGGACUCGUCACUCAUCAUAGGGAUAUAUGGGACAUUAAAGAUGUCAUGGGUUUAUUGCCUGGAGUUUCAUUAGCACAGUGGAUUGGCACAAGAAUUGCAGCAACCGGCUUAUCGUAUAUUUCAAAGCUCUUCCCUGGCAAAGCGCAUCGCCAUACGGAACUCCCGUCCCGCUCUUUAGAGGGCGCAGAUCUCGAGCAAGGAGGCAGGCCCUUAAAGGCGGACCAACUCGCCACUUAG
Molecule: messenger RNA, 846 nt
Organism: Psilocybe cubensis
Lineage: Eukaryota; Fungi; Basidiomycota; Agaricomycetes; Agaricales; Agrocybaceae
Exons: 3
Coding region: 1-846 (281 amino acids)
Source: RefSeq, a predicted model, not a curated record